UUCAGAUCAGAGCAGUUAUUUGAUCACAUUCAUCACAUUUCCUUCAGAUAACACUUGAGAAAACUUUGGUCUGUGUUUUGUUCGAUGUUCAGCAGCAGAAUCACUUCACAGACGUUCAGCAGCUUCAUGACGAUCAUUUCCUGCCUUCACAAGCAGGUGGCACUCUGCUAUGAAUCAGAUCAAGGCCAGUAAAGAGGAAGCUCCGCCCUCUAAAACCACUCUGUGUGAGGAACAUGAGGGUCAGAGGAGGAUCCAUCAACAGAGAUCAGUCUCUGCCAGACCUGGACCCAGCUGUGUCUCCAUGUCGAGUGACUGGUCCAUGGAUGAACCAUUGAAGUUCGAACAAGAACAGAGUAGGAGGAUCCAUCAACAGGGACCAGACUCUGCUGGACCUGGACUUGGACCUGGACCCAGCUGUGUGUCCAUGAAGAGUGACUGGUCCAUGGAUGAACCUUUGAAGUUCGAACAAGAACAGAGUAGGAGGAUCCAUCAACAGGGACCAGACUCUGCUGGACCUGGACUUGGACCUGGACCCAGCUGUGUGUCCAUGAAGAGUGACUGGUCCAUGGAUGAACCUUUGAAGUUCAAACAAGAACAGAGUAGGAGGAUCCAUCAACAGGGACCAGACUCUGCUGGACCUGGACUUGGACCUGGACCCAGCUGUGUGUCCAUGAAGAGUGACUGGUCCAUGGAUGAACCUUUGAAGUUCGAACAAGAACAGAGGUCAGAUGAUGGAGGGUGGAGGUCUUCACAGGUCAACAACUCAAAUGAUCCACCAUGUAGCACCAGAGACACCUAACAUUUGAGAAUUCAGACCCAGACCCAUGCAGACCCAAGACAUUCUGGACCCAAGUCCCAAACAGACCUGUCCCCAUUUAAUCUCAGAUCUGGACCCAUGAAAAAAUAAGAAAUGUUGAAUAAAUGUGGAACAGUCCUGGCUCACAUGCUUGGGUUUUG
Molecule: messenger RNA, 957 nt
Organism: Solea solea (common sole)
Lineage: Eukaryota; Metazoa; Chordata; Actinopteri; Pleuronectiformes; Soleidae
Exons: 6
Coding region: 170-799 (209 amino acids)
Source: RefSeq, a predicted model, not a curated record